CAUCAGGUGACACACUCAUAAACCACAUCUGCUUUUUUUUUCCUCUCCUGUUUUAGCCGUGCAAGCCAUGCAGGAUGAUUUACUGAUGGACAAAACCAAAUCCCAGCAGCGGCAACAACAACAACAGCAGCAGCAGUCAGCCCCCGGCUCCCAGACUCAGCAGCAAGACAGCAGCAGCUCAGAAGCCCCCUGUGCAGCAGAGCCCCCCAGCUCCGACAGCGCCCCCAGCCUGAAGGAGAAGAUGCAGAUGGAGUCUCCCAUCCUCCCGGGUCUCAGCUUCCCCCAGCAGGAGCCCCCCGCCGGCCCUUCCCUGUCCCCAUCGUUCGGGAGCACCUGGUCCACCGGAGGCAAUAGCAGCUCUGUGGAUGACAGCUAUUUCCAAGGGGUUCCCCCUGUCAAUGGGACUAUGCUCUUCCAGAACUUCCCCCAUCACCACGUCAACCCCGUGUUCGGGAGCACCUUCUCCCCACAGCUGGGGCUCACCCAUCAGACUCAUCAGCAGCAGAGGAGAUCACCUGUCAGCCCCAGCAACCAGCCCCCCUAUAACCAGAGAAACGCUUACAGCCACCAGGCUAUCCUGACCAACAAGCCUUCCUCCUCCUCUUCAUCACCAUCCCCUUCCAGCUGGAACAACCACCAAAAUGCUGCCUGGAACAACCCCUCCAACCCCUGGGGGGGACUGCAGCCCGGGAGAGACCCCCGCAGGGCAGUAGGAGUCGGAGUAGGUGUGGGAGUUGGGGUCCCCUCACCCCUCAAUCCAAUCUCCCCCCUGAAGAAGCCUUUCUCCAGCAAUGUGAUUGCACCCCCUAAAUUCCCCCGCGCUUCACCGCUGGCCCCCAAAUCCUGGGUGGAAGACAAUGUGUUCAGGACGGAUAACGGAAACAACCUCUUGCCCAUGCAGAUCAGGCAAGACCGGAAUAGGCCCUAUGACUCCUUCAACCUGCACUCUUUGGAGAAUUCAUUAAUGGAUAUGAUAAGGACUGAUCAUGAACCUCUGAAAGCUCGAAUGGGGUUAAAUUUCCAUCAUCCAGCGACUGAUAACAUAAUGGCACUUAAUACCAGGAGCUAUGGUCGCAGACGAGGUCGAUCUUCACUCUUCCCAUUUGAAGAUGGCUUCCUCAGUGAUGGUCAUGGAGACCAAUCCUUGUCAUCUGGUCUGAGUUCUCCAACUCACUGUCAAAAUGGUGAACGGAUCGAACGCUACUCUCGGAAGGUGUUUGUUGGAGGGCUGCCUCCUGACAUUGAUGAAGAUGAAAUCACGGCAAGCUUCAGGAGGUUCGGACCUUUGGUCGUAGAUUGGCCUCAUAAAGCAGAAAGUAAAUCUUACUUUCCACCAAAAGGUUAUGCCUUCCUGCUCUUUCAAGAGGAAAGUUCCGUGCAAGCUCUGAUUGACGCCUGCUUGGAGGAGGAUGGCAAGCUUUACCUGUGUGUAUCCAGCCCCACCAUCAAAGACAAACCUGUUCAGAUCCGGCCUUGGAAUCUGAGCGAUAGUGACUUUGUGAUGGACGGGUCUCAACCUUUAGAUCCAAGAAAAACUAUAUUUGUUGGAGGUGUUCCACGACCCCUACGAGCUGUUGAAUUGGCAAUGAUAAUGGAUCGUCUCUAUGGGGGAGUCUGCUACGCUGGCAUAGAUACAGAUCCGGAGUUGAAAUAUCCGAAAGGAGCCGGCCGGGUGGCGUUUUCCAACCAACAGAGCUACAUCGCUGCAAUCAGUGCUCGUUUUGUUCAGCUACAGCACAAUGACAUUGAUAAACGGGUGGAAGUGAAGCCAUACGUGCUGGAUGAUCAGAUGUGUGAUGAAUGCCAAGGCACGCGCUGCGGUGGGAAGUUUGCCCCCUUCUUCUGUGCCAAUGUGACCUGCCUGCAAUAUUAUUGUGAAUACUGCUGGGCCAGCAUCCAUUCUCGCGCUGGCAGGGAGUUCCACAAACCACUGGUGAAAGAAGGAGGCGACCGGCCUCCCCACGUCCCUUUCCGUUGGAGCUAAACACUGCACCCGCCGCUCACCAAAGGUCUGGGAGAUGCGUACCAUCUAGGCUCCUCAAGAUCUACAGAAGAAUUUGGUCUUUUAUGUUCUUUUGUAUUAUAAAUAUUAGUUCCAGCCACCUUAUGAGAGUAACUGUCCUGAAUUUUGCACUUUGAUUUCUACCUAUAUAUAUAUAUAAUUGAAAACAUCUGCUUGGUACCUUAACUUUCCGUCACAGGAGUGUUGUAAGUAGAGACAUCUCAUUAGGCUGGUGCAAGUUCCUCUCUCUCUGCCAUGUUGUUGUGGGUGUGGUGAAGAAAUUCUCAACUGGAGCAUGCACUUAAAUAUCUGAUUCCCAAUGUAUCUUCCUCUCACCCCAUAGAAGAUGACUUACCAAAGGCCUCAGAAGUGGAUAAUGUAGCAAAAAAAAAAAAAAAACCUUAGCGAUCCAUCAGUCUUAUCUCAUUCAUGCAGUGAAGUAUAGUGAAUGUCAUCACUGCUUUAUAGACCUACAACGUCUCCAGCUUGUAUGGGUAUUUAAGAACCAUGUAUUUUGUAAAUUAAGUUAAAGAAAAAAAGAAGAAAAAAAAAAAGAAGACAAAGUAUAUCUUAUAAAGUG
Messenger RNA from Nanorana parkeri, 2582 nucleotides. RefSeq names its product cytoplasmic polyadenylation element binding protein 3 (gene CPEB3). Bases 68 to 1984 code for a protein of 638 amino acids. The record is from RefSeq and is a predicted model, not a curated record. Gene Ontology annotation, biological process: negative regulation of cytoplasmic translation. Gene Ontology annotation, molecular function: mRNA 3'-UTR binding; translation factor activity, RNA binding; mRNA regulatory element binding translation repressor activity. Gene Ontology annotation, cellular component: synapse; cytoplasm; neuron projection. The transcript has 11 exons. NCBI's taxonomy places the organism in Eukaryota, Metazoa, Chordata, Amphibia, Anura, Dicroglossidae.